Molecule: messenger RNA, 3144 nt
Organism: Dreissena polymorpha
Lineage: Eukaryota; Metazoa; Mollusca; Bivalvia; Myida; Dreissenidae
Product: WD repeat-containing protein 70-like
Exons: 18
Coding region: 135-2072 (645 amino acids)
Biological process (GO): regulation of DNA double-strand break processing
Cellular component (GO): site of double-strand break; nucleus
Molecular function (GO): protein binding
Source: RefSeq, a predicted model, not a curated record
UUUUUCCAUUUAUGUGGUACAACGACAGUCGGUUAACCGGUUAACCGCUCGAAUAUCGAAACAGGUUAACCGGUUACGGAUUUGCUUAGAAUUCUAGCUGAUGAAUAUUACAAGUUUAUAAACAGUUGAGAAUCAUGUCUGAAUUUGAUGAUGGGAAGAAGAAAGCACGGCAGUUUGAUUACAUGGCCAUGUUUGAACAGGCCAGACAGACUGCAAUAGAGAGGACUUCAUCCACAGUCAAGCCCGAUGAUGCAGAGGAUGUAGAUGAACAGGUUGCAAGAAUUAACAAACAGAAUGAGGUCCUCAGAGAAAGUACGAGCUUCAAAUCAACAGAUGUGGAACAACCGUCUUCAAAUGCCAGCAUUGACUCAGAUGAUGAAAUGAUUGGUCCUCCUUUACCUCCAAGUGCAACAACAUCAAAGGUUCAAGACAACGAGGAUGAUGAUGAUGAUGAUGACAACAUAAUUGGGCCUCCAUUGCCUCCGACAAUGACAGAUGCUGGAUCAAGCCCUUUGAAUAAAAAGAAAGCUGACAAUGAUGAGGAGGAAAAUGAUGAAGAUGAUAAUGAUGAAGAAGAAGAUGAAGAUCCUCUAAAGAAAAUACCAUCAAGUCUACAGAUUACGUUAGACCAUGGAAAGAAAACAGUGUCAGCACUAGCCUUUGAUCCAUCUGGUGCGCGCCUCAUCACAGGGGGCUAUGACUAUGAUGUGAAACUCUUUGACUUUGCUGGAAUGGACUCUACACUCAAACCAUUUAGGACGCUGCGACCGUGUGAAUGUCACCCGAUCAAGCAGCUACAGUACAGCAGUACAGGAGAUGUCAUCCUGGUGGUGGCAGGCAACUCACAGGCCAAGGUGCUGGAUCGCGACGGACACGAGAAGUUUGAGUGCAAAAAAGGCGACCAGUAUUUGGCAGACAUGGGACAGACAAAGGGCCAUGCAGCUAUGCUGAAUUCCGGAUUUUUUAACCCGAAAGUCAAAGCAGAGUUCAUGACAUGUUCAAAUGAUGGCACUGUGCGCCUAUGGGAUGUAAAUGACGAGGGCAAGAAGCAGCGUCAUGUGAUCAAGGCCCGCUGCCAGCAGGGGCGUCGUGUGGUUCCCACAGCCUGCGCGUACAGCCAUGAUGGGCGCUGGAUUGUAGCAGCCUGUCAGGACGGCUCCAUACAAGUCUGGGAUCACAACCGACCUUUCGUAAAUGUGUCAAUGAUGUUACGGUCAGCACACAUGAAUGGCAGUGACACCUCCUCACUGUGUUUUUCAUAUGACGGGCGUGUUUUGGCAUCUAGAGGAGGAGACGAUACAGUGAAGCUAUGGGAUAUUAGGUCACUGAAGCAAGCUCUGAAGGUCAAGGAAGGACUUCCAAACUUCUUUCCUAACACAGAUGUUUUGUUCAGUCCGGACGACAAGCUCGUAGUGACAGGUAUCUCUGUAAAGAAGUCUGAGAGCAAGGGGAGGCUAGUCUUCAUGGAGCGAGAAUCCCUUGAUACCAUUACAGAGCUGGAAGUGUCAGACAUGAGUGUUGUGAGAUGCAUAUGGCACCCCAGACUCAAUCAGUUUGUGGUCGGAUGUGGUGAUGGAAAGGCUCAACUCUACUACGAUGAACACAAAAGUCACAGGGGUGCUAAGCUUUGUGUAGCAAAGAAGCCUUCUAAAGUCAAACAGAUGGAAAUUGUAGCCCAUCGGCAGAUUAUCACACCGUACGCCCUGCCAAUGUUCCGCCAGCAACGGGAGUCAAGUACCAAGAAACAGGAAGAACGAGCUAGAAAGGACCCAGUCAAAUCACACAGGCCAGAUCUACCUGUCUAUGGACCAGGCUCCGGUGGACGCCUGGCUAACAAGGGAGGCACCCUGUCCCAGUACGUCGUUCAGACCCUGGUCGUGCAGAAGGAAGACCCGUACGAGGAUAACCCAAGGGAGGCAAUCCUGCGACACGCAAAAGCAGCUGCAGAAAAUCCGAUCUGGGUUGCACCUGCUUAUAAGAAGACACAGCCUGUGCAGAUAUUCCAAACUGAGGAAGAAAAAGUUGAAGAAGAAGAGAUUCAACCUCCGUGGAAGAAAAUCAAGAAAACGUGAAGAAAUAAUCAUUUCAUGCAAUAGAAAAAUUAGAUCAUAAAAAGCUGUAGAACUUCUGGAUAUUACAGUGAUGCUCCUUUAAGCAUGAUGCAUUAGGCAGUGAUUGACGAACGCACAAGAUCAAUGAGCCAUGCACUUGUAGAUCAUAAACUAAGCUUGCAUACAUUUUCUUUUAAAAGCAGGCUUUUAAGUGCGAUAAACAAAAAGUUAGCAGCUUUAGCCCACAUUGAUGUUAAAGUACUUUUUACAUACAAGUUUUCUAAGAAAGUCUUAAGAGCCCAGCACUUAUAUUUGAGGGGCAAAGGUGUAAUUUUAUCCCUGCUGAUAACAUUUUAACACGCAAUAAUUAAAAAUAUUCAGGCUCAAUUGGCUUAAACGUUGUUUUGUAGGAUGUCCGUGGCAAUAUUCAAUAUUUUGUUGAAUGCCUGCUACUGCCUACUGAGAGGAAACACUAUCAGUACAUUACAUGUUAACAUGGUAACCAGAUAAAGAAAGCAAGUUUAUAUGCAUGUAGAGAUGUGUGGCUUCACAUGUAUUAAUUGACAUAGCAUUGUCUUGUAUAAAAAAGGUUAAUUAUUAAGAUUAAACUAUACUUGUAAAUGUGAGUAUUGUCUAUAUCAAUAGAACACUUUACGAUGUUUACAUAGUUUAUCCUUCUGUGAAGGUUAGCUUCAACAAGGUUACAUGCUAGCUCCAGACCCAAAGUUCUGUGAAGGUUAGCUUCAACAAGGUUACAUGCUAGCUCCAGACCCAAAGUUCUGUGAAGGUUAGCUUCAACAAGGUUACAUGCUAGCUCCAGACCCAAAGUUCUGUGAAGGUUAGCUUCAACAAGGUUACAUGCUAGCUCCAGACCCAAAGUUCUGUGAAGGUUAGCUUCAACAAGGUUACAUGCUAGCUCCAGACCCAAAGUUCUCAUAUUCAAGUUUUAUCCAAGCUUUUGAGGUCAAGUAUUGUUCAACAUUUCUUAAGGAGAAAUCUUAUUAGGAUAGUUUAAUUGAUUGAACAAUAAUAUGAACUAUUGUAUUUAUACAUCUUUAAUUACUAACACCAAUAAAAUAUUGUUUAAACAUAA